Papilio machaon (common yellow swallowtail) is the source of this 2981-nucleotide messenger RNA. It is a transcript of the gene Wdr59, whose product is annotated as GATOR complex protein WDR59. The transcript is spliced from 12 exons. Gene Ontology annotation, molecular function: protein binding. The record is from RefSeq and is a predicted model, not a curated record. NCBI's taxonomy places the organism in Eukaryota, Metazoa, Arthropoda, Insecta, Lepidoptera, Papilionidae. Bases 105 to 2942 code for a protein of 945 amino acids.
UGUAUCAAUAUGAUCUAUUUUGCUAUUUUUGUUUUUAAACCAACAUACUAAAUAACUACUCUUAUUUGUGACAGUUUUAGAAAAUUAAUAUAUUUUAUCUUAAUAUGUCGGUCCACUGGAGUUCUGAAGUUAUGAAAUGGGAGUACAGAGAAUUGCAGGCAACCGCUAUGUCUGUUGAUUACUCGGGUAACAAUGUUUUGUUAGCAGGACGAAGGUGGCUAGCCAUUAAGCAAAUAAACUUAGAAGAUGAUACACUAGGCGAUAUCGUCAAAAAGUAUCCUCGUCAUAGUAAAUACGAUGUAGCUGGGGCGGAAUGGUGCCAGAACUAUCAAGGGAAAAACCUCUGUGCUAUAGCUAAUAACCAAAGAGUUGACGUGUAUGAAUGGCGUGCGGGCAAUGACCUCACGUGUAUAUGUUCAUUACGUGCUCACACGCGGGUCGUUAGCGAUACACAUUUUCAUAGACAAGACCACAAUCUCCUUGCGACAUGCUCUAUAGAUACAUUCACACAUUUAUGGGAUUUAAGAGAUGCAAGGAAACCCAUAGUAUCAUUAUGUGCUGUUGCUGGAGCCUCCCAAGUACAAUGGAAUAAAGUCGCUUCUCACAUAGUAGCUACUGCACAUGAUGGAGAUAUAAAGAUAUGGGAUUAUAGAAAACCAAGUUCUCCAAUACAUUACAUUUCAGCUCAUUUGUGUAAAAUCCAUGGUGUGGACUGGAGCCCUCAUCAUGAAUAUCAGUUAGUCACCUCUAGUCAUGAUGGAAGUAUAAAAUACUUUGACAUUAAUAAUGCUAGAAGACCUGAGAAUGUUAUAACAACAAAUUUUCCAGUAUGGAGAGCAAUUUACACACCAUUUGGAAGUGGUUUAUUGACAAUUGGUGUUGGUUGGGGGGGAUUACCUAGAGUUGAGCAAGCAGGAGUCAUUGGGAUCUGGGUAGGAGGUAGUUUAACCACCAGAUUAGUGGGACAUACAGACACAGUUCAAACUAUGGUAUGGAGACCAAACACUUCUCCAUCCAAUUACCAGCUGAUAACAUGGGGCAGGGAUCAAUCUUUGAGAAUAUGGACAAUGCAUCCAUCGCUGCUAAAAAUGUGCUCACAUUAUUUACCUGAUGAUGUGGAUGGUGAUGAAGAUAAUAACAGUGACUAUAGUUAUGCAUCAACAGUGGGCUCUGUAACUGAUGUCUCACAAAAUGAUAAGGAUAUACAAAUGAACAAAAUAACACACAAAAAUACAUCUAUUGAUGAAGAAUUUGAGUCAAUCAGAGAAAUGGCAAACAUUGAAGUAACAGACAUGAACAUAGAAACACGGACCUGUCAGAUUCAUUCAGAACGUAAUGGUUAUAUAGCAAAUUUACAAGUAACUUUCCCUAGGAAUGUCACCGAACUCACCAUUCCAAAGUUCUCCUGGCUUUCGGGAACUAAUGUCGAUAGUGCUACUACAAUAAAAAUAUUACAAGCCAUCAACAAAACAGCGUAUCGUAAAAAGAAAGAAGGACAUAGAUGUCUCUUGCACUGCUUGAAAACUUUAGCCACAUCAAUUGAUGAGAUUCCAGUAAAGUCCAACGACGAUACGGACUCGAUGAAAUCAAGUCAGAGAAGUCAAUCGGAGAGCGAAAACGCUGGAGAUUCGUGCAUUCCUUUCCCGCGGACGUGCGGCGCAAAGUGGUGCGGCGUCAGUACCUUGGUGGUGUUCAACCGGCCGGCCAACGCGCGCCGCCUCUCCCUCAAGCACGAGGCGGGCACCCCGCGCUCCAUGUCCUCGCUGUCGCUGACGCCGGGCCUCUUCGGCGGCGGCUACAGCUCCGUCUCCCCGCACGCCACCACCACGCCCUCGCCAACCAACGCCUCCGGCUUCCCCCAGCUGCACCACAGACACGCCUCCAAUUCUAUCACCACAUUCUAUUUUCAAGACAGAUGGAAAGCUCAAAGCCGCCGCGCGGGCAACAUGCGCAGCCGCGGCAGCAUAUCGGGCUGCUCGUCGCCGCGCGUCGUCCUCUACGCCGCCACCAACCUCUUUCCGCUAAACAGGACGCUGGCCGAGAAAUACGUCGUCAAUGCAGACGACCCCGUUGACAUGUGUGAGAGAAACGCAAAAGUGGCAACAGAGGAAGGCGAGGUGGAGCUGGCACACUCGUGGUGCCUGGCGGGGCUGGCGGCCCGGGCGCUCGCCGCGAGGCUUGUUGACCACCUCGCCUCCAGCGAGGAGAGCAUGGGCUGGGUCGGACACCCGCUCUGCUGCAACCUCGUGCAGACCUUAAUAUCACACUACGCUAAAUCUUCAGAUCUGCAAAUGGCCGCCAUGCUGGCGAGUGCGUUUGCAGUUUUUAGCUACACAAACAGUUCAAGCUCACAAUCUACCAUAAGUACAUCGAGUUGUGGGAAUAGAACGUCGCCAUACAGCACAGUAAAUCAAUACAGUGAGAUAAGCGCGGACGGGUGGACGUUGCCGAUCAUACUGCGCAGCAACUCUUGCUCCGAAGCAGAGAACUUCCACACGGACUCGCUGUGGAGGUCGGAGCGCGCGGCCUGCGUGCUGGACGACCACACCGCGCACCUUUACAACUGCUUCAAGCGAGUGUACGCCGACAUACUGCAUCGGUGGCAGCUCCUAUACAAGAGAACAGAGGUGAUGAAGUUAGUGCAAAGUCGCACGGAGCGGGCGACGUCGCCGGCGGGCCCGGAGGCGGUGUGGGAGUGCGCGUGGUGCGGGCGCGUGUGCCGCGGCGGCGCGUGCGCAGCGUGCCGGCGGCCCGCACUGCGCUGCGCAGUCUGCGCACUCGGCGUGCGCGGCCUCGCCGUCGCCUGCGCACUCUGCGGGCACGCCGGCCACGCGCAACAUCUACACACCUGGUUCUCUCAACACGACAACUGUCCAACCGGUUGCGGCUGUAAGUGUGUCAUAGAAGGCACGUCCGUGUGGAAAGGAGUUAAAUAUGCUUAAAUUAAGUUAUUAAUGUAAUUAUUAUCAAUACAUAUUCUC